GCUCCUGCCAACCCACGAUAGCGUCAACUCCAGUACCGCCUCGGCCUGGUGUCGUUCUCGUUGUUGGGCUUCCGUAGGUGCAACGCCGUUGCAACCCUCCUUCCUCGUUGCCCCUUCCGCCAACCAGUUGAAGGCAGGACCUUGAACGUCGCCGAGUGCUCCUCCAAUUUUCGGGGACCACUGAACAGCUCAUUGAACAGCGCAGACAUCCGAUUUUGUCAACUUCCUACCAGCCACUUGAGCGAGCGAGGUCCAAGUUUACUUGCGAGUUCUCGUCCAGCUUCUGGAUGGAUGUUUACAGCAGCUCCCCUCUUCGCUUUCACUCAGCAUUGGACCGUGACACAUGCGUGCACACAACACCUACGUGCUCCUCCUUCUUACAACAACGAAUGCACGUUCUGCUCUUCGACCUUUAUUCUAGCUUUUCAACAUAGCCAGCCCAGUUCACCCUAUGCGGUCGCCCAUUCGCAGUCCUCAAAAAGACUCCAUCCCGUCACCCACCAGGCUGUCCGUGUGCAGCUGAGCGCUUGUGCCAAACCUCGUUCACCCCGCCCCCAGGCCGCAGGCCAUCACUACCCGUCUACCCACAAUACAACGGAACCCACUGCCUACCUAAAAGAACACCUCAAAAGAAGUUCUGCCGUGCGCAAAGGUUUGCACAGCUGCAUACCGCCCGUGGCAUUGAACAACUAGACGGAACCGACCAUACUUUAGUUUUCGAACAAGGAAAAACGGAGAUUGUUUGAUCCCGGCGACCACAGAGCUUCUAAAACUGGCUUUGAUCGACAUCGAUGUCGGCGCGUCCAGUUUACAACACUAGUUAGCUUAAGGUCUUUCUGUCAUCUUGCUCGGCGACAAUCUUCAAGUCCCAAGUCCAGUCCAGUCCCCUUGGUCUUCCGUGCGCGCCAACUCGAGCGGACCUUUCUC
Messenger RNA from Neurospora hispaniola, 927 nucleotides. RefSeq lists its product as uncharacterized. Lineage: Eukaryota; Fungi; Ascomycota; Sordariomycetes; Sordariales; Sordariaceae. The record is from RefSeq and is a predicted model, not a curated record. Bases 292 to 693 code for a protein of 133 amino acids. The transcript has 2 exons.